GACCGCCUCUCCGUCCAGAUCUAUAGUAACUGUUGGAGGAUUCUCUCAUUUUUUUGUCCCAUUUUUUUUGUGUUUGUUUGUUUAUCGGAAACGUUUUAUUUCCUUGUUUUGGGGAGUUGAAUAUGUCCGGACCGCGGCAAUGUUAGCUUUUGGUUCAGAAGGCGAGCCGUUCCUCUUUAGCUGCGACGCGUAACGGAAAAUGGAUCCAAAGAAAGCUAGCUAGCUAUGGCAAAGUUUGUGUGGGGUACAGUAGAUAGGUAAGUGUGUGUGAGUGAGAGAGUGAAUGAGUGUGUGCGAGUAUGUACGUGUCUGACUGAGUGUGUGUUUGUAUGUGUGUGUGUGCGUGUUGUGAAGAACCUGUCAGGAGAUUUUGGACAGACAGGACAAGAGAUUUGCAGUGUGUGUUGGUUUGAAUUUAGCGCGAGACGUUUAAGAACAAGUGUUGGAAUAAGAAUAAACACACACGCGCACACCCAUACACAGGGAGAGCUGUGGGGUUUUUAAACGGACGCAUUGAGCACUUCUUCCUGACUAUAACGGAGCUGAAACAUGACGCCGUGACCAGAGAGCCAGUCUUGUUUGGGCAGCUCCUGUAAGCUGCUGCUUCAUUUCUCACUUUUGCUUGGCACUCCACUCUAGUUUCGCAAGCAGCACCAGGAAAUCCUUAUCUCGACCGAGAAAGCAGCCUCGGUUUUUUUUUUGUUUUUUUGUUUUUACGUUUAAAAGCAUUCCGCUAAACUUACAAGAGCUCUGCGUUUAAUAUAUGUAUAUAUUUUAAACCAGUGGAUCCAAACAAGAAGAAAAAAAAUUAACGCACUUGUUUUCAAACACAUCAGGAUCCGACAGACCAAAUGUUGUCUAAGUUGAUUUGAAGAUUUGCUGCCUUCGCUUCAUGUGCACGUUUUGAGGGACUUGAAGAACUGAGGUUUCCAGACCUCCAUCCUCUCUGAUGGAGCUGUGCCUGGCCUGCUUGCCAUUUGUCACCUUACUGACUCUUCUAUCCUCCGAGGUCACGCCGUCCCUUGCCCAAAAGGUUUACACAAACACAUGGGCCGUCCAUAUCAGCGGAGGAGAGGAGGAAGCCAACCGCAUUGCCCAAAAGCAUGGUUUCAUUAACCAUGGCAAUAUAUUUGGAGACUACUACCAUUUCCGGCACCGCAGGGUGGUGAAACGGUCUUUAUCACAAAACAGAGGAACACACAUUCGCCUGCACAGAGAACCCCAGGUAAAAUGGGCAGAGCAACAAGUGGUGAAAUCGAGGAAGAAGAGGGACAUUUAUUCCGAGCCAGCUGAUCCCAAGUUUGAACAGCAGUGGUACCUGUUCAAUACCAACCAUCGUGACCUCAAUGUGAAAGAAGCCUGGAAGCAAGGUGUUACCGGAAAAGAUGUGGUGGUGUCCAUAUUGGAUGAUGGAAUUGAAAAGAACCACCCAGACCUCGAGAGGAAUUAUGAUCCUGAUGCCAGCUACGAUGUGAACGAUGGAGAUCCAGACCCUCAGCCUCGAUAUACCCAGCUCAAUGACAACAGACAUGGCACACGAUGUGCUGGAGAGGUAGCUGCAGUUGCCAACAAUGACAUCUGUGGUGUCGGCGUAGCCUACAAUGCCAAGAUUGGAGGUGUUCGGAUGUUGGAUGGAGAGGUCACUGAUGUGGUUGAGGCUCAGUCCCUCAGCCUCAACCCUCAGCAUAUAGAUAUCUACAGUGCCAGCUGGGGACCCGAGGAUGACGGCAAAACUGUGGAUGGCCCUGCCAAGCUGGCAAAGGAAGCUUUUUUAAAAGGUGUAUCUGAGGGUCGUCGUGGGCUGGGCUCCAUCUUUGUGUGGGCAUCUGGUAACGGUGGCCGAGAUAAAGACAACUGCAACUGUGACGGCUACACCAACAGCAUUUACACACUCUCAAUCAGCAGCAGCACACAGUACGGCAACGUGCCAUGGUACAGCGAGGCCUGCUCCUCCACCCUCGCCACCACCUACAGCAGUGGAGGACUCAACGAGAAACAGAUAAUCACUACAGACCUGAGACAGAAGUGUACAGACUCCCACACAGGCACCUCAGCUUCAGCUCCUCUCGCUGCUGGCAUCAUAGCCCUCGCCCUGGAAGCCAAUAAAAACCUGACAUGGAGGGAUAUGCAGCACCUGGUUGUAAGAACAUCUGAUCCAGCUCACCUGAUCACUAAUGACUGGAAGACCAAUGGGGUCGGACGAAAAGUAAGCCACUCGUAUGGAUAUGGCCUGCUGGAUGCCGCUGCCAUUGUAACCCAAGCCAAAAACUGGACCAAUGUAGGUCCUCAGCAGAAGUGCGUCAUCCCAAUGCUGUCUGAGCCCAGGAACAUUGGGAGCCAUCUGGUCAUCACCAAGACUGUAGAUGCAUGCUUAGGCAAGUCCAACUUUGUGAGCUCUCUGGAACAUGUUCAAGCCCAGCUCACAAUGUCCUACAACCGGCGUGGAAAUCUGGGAAUCUACCUGAUCAGCCCACAGGGCACACGUUCGACUUUGCUUGCCCCCAGGCCUCGUGAUUAUUCCUCUGAAGGCUUCAAUGACUGGGCCUUUAUGACCACCCACUCAUGGGAUGAAGACCCUAAGGGCGAGUGGACUCUGGAAAUUGAGAAUGUGGCCGGAACGAGUGACUAUGGCACUCUGACUCAGUUCACGCUGGUUCUCUAUGGGACUGCCUCCGCAUCCGCUGGCUCAUCCAUGCCAGACUCCAACCAGCUCCCUGAAGAAGGAUGUAAAACGUAUGACCUCAGUCAAAUUUGCACAGAAUGCAACCCAGGGUUUUACAUGUACCAGCAGGGUUGUGUACGUGAGUGCCCUCCAGGCUUCACGCCAGUCUCUCCUUCUGAUCCCUCCUCAGAUAACGAGGUGUCUCCUGUCCUGCGUCCAACCUGCAUGCCCUGCAAUGAGCUUUGCCUUACCUGCAGUGGUACAACGGCAGAAGACUGCCUUUCAUGCCCGCCCCACAGCCACCUGGACCCAACUACUGGCACCUGCCAGCACCAGAACCAGAUUCAGCGUGAAUCACCCGAUGCUGUGUUAUUCGGACCGCACGACAGCUCCUCUUCUGUUGUCAUGAGUCUACAGCAAUUGUCCAACCUGCCUGCCAUUGUCGCAGUGCUCAGCUGUGCCUUUAUUGUAUCCACCUUUGUAGUGGUGUUUGGCCUGCUCCAGUUCCGCUCGUAUAACCUCAAUAAAGUGUACAAUUCUGGUGGUGGAGUGGGCUCAGUGAUGCGUGCCAGCUUCGGCCUAGGCAUGGCACGCAGCGACAUCAUUUCCUACAAGGGAAUCCCGAGCGUUUGGAACGAAGACGGGGGUAACUCAGAGUCUGAGACCGAUGAGUUUGACGUCCACAAUGAGAGAACUGCCUUCAUCAAAACACAAAGUGCUCUUUAACCCUAUCCCAAUACACAUUUGCUAUCUAACUUUUUCUCAGUUAUUUUCUUUCUUUUUCAGGCUUGUCUCCUCUUUAUUUCUUUGGGUUUGAUCCUGCUGUAUUUAAUAUUUUUCCAUAGUGGUGAGCUCUAAUGUCAGGGCUGCUUUGAACACCUUUUUCUUUUUUUUGGCUCACCUGGCCUCAGUGCCUCUAAAGGCAAGCCUCCAUGGACGAUUCGCUGUGGGAUAAGACAAUUUUUUAUCCCAGACUUGCCAGCAGGAUUGUCCAAAAACACAAUAAAACAGAGUGAUUGUCA
Molecule: messenger RNA, 3684 nt
Organism: Clarias gariepinus (North African catfish)
Lineage: Eukaryota; Metazoa; Chordata; Actinopteri; Siluriformes; Clariidae
Gene: furina
Product: furin (paired basic amino acid cleaving enzyme) a
Exons: 16
Coding region: 950-3388 (812 amino acids)
Biological process (GO): peptide hormone processing
Cellular component (GO): trans-Golgi network; Golgi membrane
Molecular function (GO): serine-type endopeptidase activity
Source: RefSeq, a predicted model, not a curated record